Octopus sinensis (East Asian common octopus) is the source of this 2302-nucleotide messenger RNA. RefSeq lists its product as uncharacterized. The record is from RefSeq and is a predicted model, not a curated record. Lineage: Eukaryota; Metazoa; Mollusca; Cephalopoda; Octopoda; Octopodidae. Bases 118 to 2214 code for a protein of 698 amino acids. The transcript is spliced from 12 exons.
ACACACACACACACACACACACACACACACACACAUAUAUAUAUAUACUCACACCUGUGUGUAUAUAUAUAUAUAUAUCAUUUAGGUAUAUAGAAAAGUGGUAUCUGAACCGUAUUGAUGUUGGCAGCAGCUCUUCUAAGACGAUAUUCCGGUCACAUGAUCGAUUCCUUCAUCCUGCUGGUGUUAAUAUUGGCUGCAAAGCAGUCGUUUGCUGCCAAACCUUGUCCAAAAAGUUGGCAACUCAACAGCCAGGAAGAAAGAAAGAACCAAAAUCACAACGGUGAUCCAGUGUUUUGGCUGCGGGUUGCUGGCGCCAAAAAUGGUUACGAAGUUGGACAAAGCUAUACAUUUACCAUCGAGAGUUACAGUGGUCGUACUACAAUAACUGACCUGUUAGCCACGACUGAGAGUGACCAACCAAAAUGUGGCAACGGGAAGUUCUCUGUCCGACCUGAUGGCUAUUUAUACCAACCUGACCGUUGUCUGAGUGUAGUCAGCUUCGGAAGUAAAAAAUCUCUACGCAAAGUACAGUUCCAAUGGACCCCACCUCGAUGUGCCUGUGCAACCAUCAGAAUUACCGUAAAAUCUAUCCAAGGUUUCUACUACUCCGGUAAUACCCUCGGCGAUGCUCUCUAUCGAAGGAUAUGUCCCAAAGACAUGACAUCAAGAAAGCCAGCCAAAAUUCCAUUGAUGACUUUUGAGGAGGAAGUGACCAAAAUGAAGCAGGAAUCUCUCUCGCAGCUUUGCCAUCAUGUCGAAGAAGAAAGAACGAGCGAUUCGUUUCCGGUGAAUUUCUUGGAACCACGCCAAUUGAAUGAUCUCGAGAAAUCCGACCCACGGUGGGAUUUUCUACAGUUGGCACUUGAAGAGCGUAGAAUCGAAGUGCAAACGUGCUGUGGGAUUACGGACACUUUCAAUCGUCAAGAAUGUUUUGAGGAUAUCCGUAGAAACAGGAUUGACCAGUUGUGUGGUGAUGGGUACCCGGCCGUACCAUACGCCAAACAUCGUGAAUCCUGGAUGAGUACCCGACAAGAAACGUGCUGCUAUGAACUUGCUGAGAGCCGUUACGAAUGCUUUGCGAAAAACUCCUCAGAACGAAGCUCUCACAGUCCAGACCACAUCGCGUUUUACGACGAAACCCAUCCAUUGGUUGACUUAGAAUAUUACCAAACCAACCCGUUGGCCAAUGCCAGAGAUUUAAGUCUGAGUGGCCGAAAGGAAAACAAACUUUUACUGAUGUCCGAAAACGGGGAACCGAAACUGAAGCAUUCUAGUCGCGAUCCAGCUGUGUUCACCCCGGGUCGGUCAAGGGACGAUGUGCGAAACCAGGUUAAAGACACGGAUCGUUAUACGGGUGGGAAAAAUAACGCCAAUCUGAAAGAUGACCACCAUCUUGUUCCACUGGUUUCUAAAAGAUUGAAAGGCUCUCAAGAUGCCAGUUUCUGUUGCACUGAAGGACUUCGAGUCGGUCAACGUUUACCCACAUUUGGUUCAAGGGUGACCCUACGUAAAUUCUGUAAUAUUGUGCGCACCCAAUACCAAGAUGCGAAUUUUCAAAGGGACCAAUCAGCGUGUUCGAAGGCCUUUCUUAACUGCUGCAUCCAAUCAGCAAACAGUGAACGAGGGACUCCAACUACCACCGUGGGACCAACAGAACAAAGUCAAAGCAAAAAACGUCGAGGGCGAAAAGGCAAAGUGUUAAAACAACGGAAAACGCCCCAAAAAGCCAGUCGUCUUCAAAGAAGAGAUAAAUUCUCAAGUGAUAUCGAAAAUGGCGGCUACGCUGAUGGCGUUAGUGAAAGGUUUAAUUCUGGCAUUGACGGCAAGACCACCACCGAUGAACGGAACAGGAGAGUCGCAAAUGGAUUCAGAAGUUUAGAAAAGUUCUAUGAUGGAAGAACCACGGGAAUUAAGAGCAGAGGUAAAGCGAGGAAACUUCGAGGACGUCGUGGAGAAUAUGAUGAUGAUGGUGAUGGUGAUGAUGAUGGUGAUGAGGGCGGCGUCGAUAACCUCUACAACUAUGACGAUGAUGUUGCUGGUAGUGAUGAUGACAGUGAUGAUUUUGAUGAUGUUAAUACUGAUAAAAAUGAGAAACCGGAAACGGAAGUGGAAACAAUGAAAACGAAGAGAGAAAAGAAAGAAAAGAAAGAAGAGACUGGAAUGAGUGAUGAUGAAGAAGAGAAGAAGAAGAAGAAGAAGAAGAAGAAGAAAUAAAACGAAAGAAGGUAAAGGAAAGAGUAAAGAUCCCGAAGAGCGGGCGAAAUCGCCAUUUAUUGAAAAAUCGAAAAGGGACCAAUAAAAG